Mus caroli (Ryukyu mouse) is the source of this 3185-nucleotide messenger RNA. It is a transcript of the gene Miga1, whose product is annotated as mitoguardin 1. Gene Ontology annotation, biological process: mitochondrial fusion. NCBI's taxonomy places the organism in Eukaryota, Metazoa, Chordata, Mammalia, Rodentia, Muridae. The record is from RefSeq and is a predicted model, not a curated record.
GGAAGAACUCCGCCUCCCGCAGCCAGAGGCUGCUAGGUGCGGGCUGCGGCUGGGAGGCGGAGGAAGCUCAGACAGGGUCUCAGUAUGCACCUCUGUCUGGCCUGGAACUCCCCAUGUAGACCACACUGACCUCAAACUCACGGAGAUCUGCCUCCCAAAAACUGGAAGCAAAGGCAUACAGCACCAUACUCAGCAAGAGUUCAACUUUGCAUCUUUCAUGGAUAAAGCAACCAGAAAUCCCUGUGGCUGACUAAUUCCUGUGUCAUUGACUUAAGAUUGGACAGAGGCGACAUGUCAGAAGAGACAGUCAGCAGAUCACAGUUCUCCUUGAAGACGUACGCAGUUAGAGUGUUUGCUCUCCCUUUGUCUUGGUAUUACUCUCUCUCCCAGAUCAAAUUUUCACCAGUAGCUAAGAAGCUGUUCAUGGUAACUGCAGUGAGUGCUGUGUCUGUGAUUUUUCUGGCCCAUCACUUUAAAAGAAGACGGGGAAAACAGAAGGGCAAAGUGCUGCCCUGGGAACCCGAGCACCUCCUCCUCGAGCACACUAGGAGAGCUGCGUCAGAAAAAGGUUCGAGUUGCUCCAGCAGUAGGCAGAAUCUGACCUUGUCAUUAAGCUCCACCAAGGAGAAAGGAUCUCAGUGUUGCAACUACCCGAAUGGAGGGCUUCUCAGCAGAUACUCGGGCUCUGCCCAGAGCCUGGGCUCCGUCCAGAGUGUUAACUCCUGCCAUAGUUGUGCUUGUGGGAAUUCUAAUUCCUGGGACAAAGCAGAUGAUGAUGACAUCAGACUUGUUAACAUUCCUGUGACCACACCUGAGAACUUGUACCUGAUGGGUAUGGAAUUAUUUGAAGAGGCGUUACGACGAUGGGAACAAGCUCUGACUUUUCGAAGUAGACAGGCUGAAGAUGAAGCCUGCAGCUCUGUUAAACUGGGAGCCGGAGAUGCCAUUGCAGAAGAAAAUGUGGAUGAUAUUAUUAGUACAGAAUUCAUCCAUAAACUUGAAGCUCUACUACAAAGAGCGUAUCGUCUCCAAGAGGAGUUUGAGGCUACCCUUGGGGGGUCUGACCCUAAUUCCAUUGCCAAUGAUACUGAUAAAGACACAGACAUGAGCUUGAGGGAGACUAUGGAUGAGCUUGGCCUGCCAGACAGCAUGAACAUGGACUCAGCAGAUCUCUUUGCUUCAGCAACAGAGCUCGCAGAGCAGAGAGAAGCGCAGCAGACCUUCAGCCUGGAGUCUUUUUGUCCCUGCCCUUUCUACGAAGAAGCUAUGCAUUUAGUUGAAGAAGGAAAAAUUUACUCCAGAGUGCUGAGAACUGAGACGCUGGAGUGCCUAGGAGACAGUGACUUCCUCGCCAAGCUUCACUGUAUCCGGCAGGCUUUUCAGCUAAUCCUUGCAGAAGCAGACAACAGGUCAUUCCUUGCUGAAAGUGGAAGGAAAAUUUUGUCAGCUUUAAUUGUGAAAGCACGGAAGAAUCCAAAGAAAUUUCAAGAUGUUUUUGAUGAAAUGAUUGAUUUUUUAGAGCAGACCGAUCACUGGGAUAGCACUGAGAUGGAACUUGCUGCCAGAGGGGUGAAAAAUUUAAAUUUUUAUGAUGUGGUUCUGGAUUUCAUAUUAAUGGAUUCCUUUGAAGAUUUAGAAAACCCACCGACAUCCAUACAGAGCGUGGUGAACAAUCGCUGGCUCAACUCUUCCUUCAAAGAAACCGCUGUGGCUUCAAGUUGUUGGUCAGUGCUGAAACAGAAAAGGCAACAGAUGAAGAUCUCAGAUGGAUUUUUCGCUCAUUUUUAUGCCAUUUGUGAGCAUAUCAGCCCUGUCUUAGCCUGGGGCUUCUUGGGGCCUAGAAAUUCUCUCUAUGACUUAUGUUGCUUCUUUAAGAAUCAAGUUCUUUUCUUUCUCAAAGACAUCUUCGACUUUGAGAAGGUGCGCUAUUCGAGCAUAGACACGCUGGUGGAGGACCUCACGCACCUACUCAUCCGCCGCACGGAGCUGCUGGUCACCUGUCUUGGUGCAGAUGCCCUGAGGCAUGCCACCACUUGCACGAGUGGACACUCCCACGCCGUGCCCACUGCGCUCUUAGAAGCCAAAGUACAAUAAGUACCAGAAGUGGCUGGAGAAUGCUGUCCAGUGCUCUAGGGUAACUCCUGACUGUGAGUGCCUCAGAAUCUACAGGGCUGACAGCGUGGCCUCAGGGAGAGGACAGUCUCAAGGAUGGGCGGGAUUGUCCUGCAUGUAUGCAGGAGGUUUGUCACUGAAGCCAUGUGAUGGAUCCAGAGAGACUUUUUAAUAAUCCUUAGGUAAUAAUUUAAGUUGUGAAGUGUUGCGUAUUAUGUUGUGACUGUUGCUUGAAUUGAACCCAAUGCUAUAGGAGUUCAUUGUCUUCCCACAAUCUGCAGUGUCCAGUGUCACCCUCAAAACACGUCUUGAUGCUUUGCUCCUUGAGAAUACACUAGCCCAAGGUGAUUGUAUUUGUGUAAUAAUCUACGACUUCUAGCGUCAACGUACUUAACUUUGCCUGAAAUGUAUUCUUAACCUUAGGUACUACUUCUUUAAUAGAAUUUAGACAAUAGAGGUGUUUAUCUACAGCUUGUAUAUUUGCUAAUGUAUUUGAGUCAAAGAAGGCAUCCUCACCGAGGUCUGGUGUACGAGAGCACCUGAGUGAAGCGAGUGGUUUACAGCACACACUUGGGGUGGAUCACCUGCAGUCCAGAGGAUACUACUAUUGUCCUGGAAGGUACGAGACACUGAAGUAUUUUAUCUUAUUUUCCCUCAGAUGAAUUUUAAACUGGAAAAUAUAAUUUAUUUACCAAAAAAAGAAUUAAAAAUUUAUCCUCUUUUAAAUGUAACUUUGAGGCUGUCUUAAAGUUUUAAACUUUAGCAUAAGAUAAUUUCCUCUCUCCUUUCACAAAACAAACUUUUAAUCACUCACAUAGAGAGUUUAUCACAUUAAAAGUUUGUCAUGUUAUGCAUAAAUUUUAAAAAUACUCAUACUUUGAACUUAGGUUUUAAAGGAAUUUUUCUCUUAGAUGUAAACCACACAUAUUUUGAAUGUUAUGGGGGUGUGUUUUAUGUCCUUAUGAGAAAUGAGUAACCGGGUUAUUAUAAGUAACCUGCCGGGGCUGGAGAGAUGGCUCAGAGGUUAAGAGCACCGACUGCUCUUCCAAAGGUCCUAAGUUCAAAUCCCAGCA